This is a messenger RNA of Eutrema salsugineum, 1081 nucleotides long. Its product is annotated as glutamic acid-rich protein. Gene Ontology annotation, biological process: male meiosis II. Lineage: Eukaryota; Viridiplantae; Streptophyta; Magnoliopsida; Brassicales; Brassicaceae. The coding region runs from base 91 to 897 and encodes 268 amino acids. The record is from RefSeq and is a predicted model, not a curated record. The transcript has 3 exons.
GGCAAAACAUAAAUAUAAACAAAAUCAUUUCUCUUCGUCUUCUUCUUCCUCUCAAGAAUCAAAACCGAAACAGAAGAAACAUCACCAGCAAUGGGAUGUUUUAUGGGCUGUUUCGGUCUCUCAUCCAACAAAAAACGCAGAAAUUCCACCAGAAAAAUCCUGCCUCGAGAUCAAAGAAACUGUAGCUAUGAGCCUCUACUUUCUUCAGAUCCGGCAGAUCUCAGUACUAUUGUAGAUCACCCUGAAAGGAUCUCGAAUUCGAACCUCAGGUGUAAGGUAGAGGAGGAGGAGGAGAAGAAAGGGACAAAGAAGACGAGGAAGAGAGUCAGAUUUAACUUGAAUGUACAAACCUAUGAACCAACUCUACCAUCAAGAUAUGAGAACUAUUGCAGUGAAGAAGAAGAGGGAAAAGGAGAAAUAAGCAAAGAAUCUUCAGUUAUCGUUAAGAAACCAGAGGAUCUGAGCAGUAGAUCUGUGUAUCCUUCAAACUAUAGAUACCACAACUGCAUGGAUAGUUUCGAAGAUGAAGAUGAAUUGGGUUAUGGAGAGAGUGAUUUGGAGGACGAAGACUAUUACACAGAUGAUGAAAACGACUAUGAAGAUGAUGCUGAUGAUGAAGAUGAAGAAGAAGAUGAGGACCAGGACGUGACUCCCCUUUUGAAUCCAGUGGAGAAUAUUGUGCAGUGGAAAGCGGUUAAAGCAAAGCCAGUGAAAGUUAAAAAGCUAAUGAAGGAGAAUGUUGAAGUGGACACUGAUGAUCAAGCAAAACCCCUACUCAAGGAGAUAAUCGUCAAUACUAGCCUUUCCAGUUGGGUGGCCUCACCAAAGAGUUUUCAUGGGAAUGGUUCGUCGAUGAGAUUCCCAAUUGUGGAUAUCACUAACAUGGAGAACAGGUAAAAGGUUUCACAGUGAUUCACAAUAGUGAAGAAGAAGGGGAGACAAAAAAAAAAACAGUGUGUUUUGUUGUUUGUUUUUUGUAGCAUUUCUCAUUCUUUGUGUGUGUAAGGAUCGGUUUAUUUAUCCCACUGGUUGUUUCUGCAACAAAUUCUUGAUAAAGUUGUGAUCUUUCAACGUUUUUGCG